GGCUAUCUCCUCCUGCACCCCAACUCUGAGCCCUGAGCUGCCACUCUCUCUCCAGGCCAUGGCAGGCUCCGAGACCAUUGCAGCCAGCCUCCUGCUCCUGGCCCUUUGCAGUCACUGCAUCAUGCCCACAGACUCUGUGGUCAUCCCCUCUUCCUGUUGCAUAAACUUUGUUUCCAAGAAAAUCCCUGAAAGCCGGGUGGCGAGCUACCAGUUGUCCAGCAGGAGCGUCUGUUCUAAGGCAGGGGUGAUCUUCACCACCAGGAGCGGCCAGAAGUUCUGUGGCGACCCCAAGCAGCCGUGGGUGCAGAGGUACAUGAGGAACUUGGAUGCCAAGCGAAAGCAGCUCUCCCCGCAGGUCCGGGCUGUGGGUGGCAAGGUCCCGGUGCACAGAUGCCGCAGUAGCAGCACCACCCUCUAGUCUCUGUCUGCCCUCUUGCCCCUCACAUGCUCCUUGGGUCCAGGGGUGAGUCAGAGGGAAAGGGCAAGAGCUGAUUUUCCGGCAGUGAGUCUCACUCUCAGGGAACUUGUCCAGUGUGUGAAAGCCCAGAGGGAACAGGCUGCCCCCUGGGGGAGAAAGGGCAGUGGCAGCCCUUCUAGUGCCCCCAUCCCCACGCCUGUGGCGCAUCCUGCCUGGGUUGCAGCCUGCAGCUCGCUCUGAUGGUCGCUGGAGUGCUACAGUGGGCCUGAGGCCAUCUGUCCGUCCUUUGGGGAUGGUGACCUGUCCACAGCAGCCGCUCCCCGGCACGGUGGGGGUGACCCAGGCUGCUCCCACCUCCAGGGCUUCGAGUUAACAAAAACCCCACCAAACCAGGAGACCUCUCUGUAGCUUGAUUCUGAUCUUCCUUGGGAACCUUCCAAAUUGUCAGGAAUUUUGUAAAGAAAAGAAUUUGCGGGGGCAGCAUCUUGGUAUGUAGUUCAAGCUGGCCUGGAACUCGCCAGCCUGGGUGGUUACGUCUCUGUGAAGAUGGGGCUUCAAGGAGAUUUCUGCUUAGUGACAGUGCUUGCUCCUGGCUUCUUUGAGGACAAAGACCUGCUCUGCCUUCACUACUGAGC
Molecule: messenger RNA, 1053 nt
Organism: Fukomys damarensis (Damara mole-rat)
Lineage: Eukaryota; Metazoa; Chordata; Mammalia; Rodentia; Bathyergidae
Gene: Ccl24
Product: C-C motif chemokine ligand 24
Exons: 3
Coding region: 59-418 (119 amino acids)
Biological process (GO): chemokine-mediated signaling pathway; cellular response to type II interferon; cellular response to interleukin-1
Cellular component (GO): extracellular region
Molecular function (GO): chemokine activity; CCR chemokine receptor binding
Source: RefSeq, a predicted model, not a curated record